GGCACAAUAAUAGUGUAUGAUUAGGCUUCAUAAAACUAAGCAGAAAACAAUCUUGUUUGUUGACAAAAUGAGAGACUGAAGGAGAAGCCGAUUAUGCAAUCUCUCUUCUUUGAAAUAGAGAGAGCCAAGGAGGGCGUAAAAGAGCAGACGGUGGCGCACCGUAGCACCGCCUCUCCUUAACUUACGCCUUUCUUUCUCUUCCGAUUUCGGAUUAUUCCUCUUCUCCUCUCUGAGUUCGCUUCGAUCCCACGCCAUAACUUUCCCGUUUUGAUUCUUCCCACAAACAAAAAAAGUUAUUACUUUUCAAUAUCGGAUUUGUCUACACCGUCAGAUGCAUCAUUCACUCUCUAAAUCUCUCACAACGGUGAAUUCAGAAAAACUGUGGCGGACAUCAAAGGAACCCUACCUUCCCGAUCGGUGGUUCGAAUUGCAAAUCCAAGAAGAAGAAACGGAGAGGUGAGAUGGUGUGGAUCAUGAGAUUCUCCGGUUUAUUCUCGGCUCUUUCGGUUAUCAUCGUCCUCUCUCCUUCUCACCAAUCAUUUCCUCCAGCCGAAGCCAUCAGAUCCUCUCAACUCAACUCCUACUUCAAAAGAGCCCCUCUGUUCCACAAUGCCGCUCACUGCUCCUCCGCCGACAUCGAUCCCAACGUCUGCAACCCUUCCUUAGUCCACGUCGCGAUUACUCUCGAUCUCGACUACCUCCGCGGCUCAAUCGCCGCCGUUCACUCGAUCCUCCAACAUUCGUCGUGUCCAAAGAGCGUCUUCUUCCAUUUCAUCGUCUCCGAGACUGACCUAGAAUCAUUAGUUCGUUCUAGCUUCCCCGAUUUGAGAUUCAAGGUUUACUAUUUCGAUCCGGAGAUUGUACGUGCCUUUAUCUCAUCCUCCGUGAGGCAAGCACUCGAGCAGCCAUUGAAUUACGCUAGAAACUACUUAGCUGAUCUCUUAGAGCCCUGCGUGCGGCGCGUGAUCUACCUUGAUUCCGAUCUAAUCGUCGUCGAUGAUAUCGCGAAGCUUUGGAAGACGAGAUUAGGAUCGAAAACGAUCGGAGCUCCGGAGUACUGCCACGCGAACUUCACAAAGUACUUCACGCCGGCGUUCUGGUCGGAUUCGAGGUUUUCCGGGGCGUUUCGGGGGAGGAACGCGUGUUACUUCAACACGGGAGUGAUGGUGAUGGAUCUUGAGAGGUGGAGGAGGGUAGGGUAUACGGAGGUGAUAGAGAAAUGGAUGGAGAUUCAGAAGAGUGAUAGGAUUUACGAGCUGGGAUCUUUGCCUCCGUUCUUGCUUGUUUUCGCCGGAGAAGUAGCGCCGAUUGAGCAUCGGUGGAACCAGCAUGGUCUCGGUGGAGAUAACGUGAGGGGGAGCUGUAGAGAUUUGCAUCCCGGUCCGGUUAGCUUGUUGCAUUGGUCUGGGAGUGGUAAACCGUGGUUCCGGUUAGAUUCGAGACGGCCUUGUCCACUUGAUUCUCUUUGGGCACCUUAUGAUUUGUAUGGACACUCACGCUAG
Eruca vesicaria subsp. sativa (arugula) is the source of this 1502-nucleotide messenger RNA. The record is from the annotation of a GenBank genome assembly. NCBI's taxonomy places the organism in Eukaryota, Viridiplantae, Streptophyta, Magnoliopsida, Brassicales, Brassicaceae.